Molecule: messenger RNA, 305 nt
Organism: Funneliformis mosseae
Lineage: Eukaryota; Fungi; Glomeromycota; Glomeromycetes; Glomerales; Glomeraceae
Source: the annotation of a GenBank genome assembly
AAAUAGUUAGUACUUUUAAUAAUAUGUUCACUAGCUCUAAUAGAACUCCUUCAACAGCUCCCUCAACAGUUCCAUCAGCUUCAACAAUUUCUCUUGAUGAAGAUCAAUUAUAUCAAUUUUUACAUGAUAGAUCUAUAGGAAAUAUGGCAAACUAUCUUUGUGAAAAGCAUGACAUUCAUAAAAGAAUGGAUAAGAUGAAAGAUAAAUUUAUUCAAUUAACUAUACCACAAAUAAUAGAAAAGGCAAAGGUUAAACCACAUAAGGAAUCACGAAAUCAAGAAAUUAGACAAGCUAUUGCUGAAUGA